AUGGGGGAAGCUGAAGAUCAAGUAAACGACGCUACACUGAGUGGUCCAGAAGUAACAUUUGAUAAUUUGACUAUUUUGAAAGAAUUCAGCAAUAUAGCAAAUCUGGUACGAAAUGAAGAUUUUCUCGAAACUGUCCCAAAAGCUAAAUUAAGAAGAGUAAAAUGGGUUCCAAUGUUUAAUUGCUUGAAGCAAGGUAUUUUUGAUGAAAUGGUACAAGAAAUUAGUUCAAUGUGGAAAUUUGAAAAUAUGCCUGAAAAGUUAGAAAUUUUAGAAAAACAGAAAGAAAAAUUUUCUGAAAUCAAUCCUGAUAAUAAGGCUUGGAGACCACAACAUAAUGUUAAAAGUCAACUUAGAGCUUCUGACGUAGCUAACUUAAGAAAACAGAAAACAUUGUUGGAAUCUCUAGCAAAGGAAUAUGAAGCAAGGGCUAACAAAUUGAAAAAAACAGUAACUGCUAAAAGAGGCUACCUAAAAGCUUUACAAAUGGAUAUACAAAAAUACCAAAAGAAGAAUGAGGAAAUUGUUACUCAAAUAAAUGAAAAAUUAAGAAACCAUGAGAAACUUGUCGAUUUAAUUGAACCAAAUAAAAUUAACAUUGAAGACAUAAGUUGGUCACAAAAAAAUGUGGAUGUUCAAGAA
This is a messenger RNA of Brenthis ino (lesser marbled fritillary), 639 nucleotides long. The record is from the annotation of a GenBank genome assembly. Lineage: Eukaryota; Metazoa; Arthropoda; Insecta; Lepidoptera; Nymphalidae.